CAUGCUCGGAACUCUUACCAAGCGAGGUUUAUUUUACUUUAAUCCUCGCGUUGGCUGUACUGGAAAAUAAUAUCAUGAGUACAGAUACGCUACUGGAAAAAGACCGACCCGACUACGACACUGACGGCGUGUUAUGUUUCGUUGCUGUCGUUGAGCGCUUCGUGAAAUCCGCAACAGUUUUGGAAGAAACAGUUCUGUUUCCAAGCGUCUUGAUGGAUUUAUCUGUGAAUGCUCUUGAAGCAAAGAUAAAUCCGAAUGAAAUAUAUCUAUAUAAAGAAUUGGAUUUGAGGACAUUUUGCCGUAUGGUUAAGUCGUUGAGGAUUCAACUUUCGCAAGGAUGUAGUUUCAUCGAGGAAGGCUUGGAGGAAAAUAUGCAAAUAAGACACAAAGUGGAAGAACUGUGUUCACAAUUGAAGUCAUUAACCCAACAUGCUAAGUAUCUCAGGUAUGCUUCAGAGGUAAUAGCUUUGGCAAACAAACCAGUUUCUUUCCAAGAAUACACCGCACAAGCAUGUGAACACAUGCUGCUUUGCGAGGCUCACUCCACUUGUAACUUGCGUGACACUUUGAAAAUGUUUCUAAACGUGGUUGAAGAAAUGGAGAAGGAAACUUUGUUUCCUUGCCUUUUGAAAUCCUACAGAACACUUGAUUACGGUUGUAGCAUGAAAUCAGAACAGAAUUUAAAUGAUGUGUUUGUUAGGUUACUUCAAGCAAGAAGCGUGGUGCAGGUGCCUUCCUAUUGUGAGUAUUUUGAUGAUUCCGCUCUCUGUCAAACUGUGACCAAACUGAAAAACAUUUUCUAUUUCUAUGCCAUUAUGAUCGAAGAAAUUGUGGUCAUGUAUCGGGAAAAAGUCCACGAGGAUUAUUAAAAAAAGGCUAGAUUUUAUGCAUAGAAAGGAAAAGGGUCAUAUGAGAAGGAAACUGAGUUCAUGAGCCCACUCCCUGGGAGACACUCAAUCAAUUUUUUUUCGGGGUCUUGCUGAAUUUAGUACAGUUUCGUGUCUUGCAAGCCAUAAUGCCCUUCGCUUUGAUAGGGUGAGAACUUGAAAAUGCGCGCUGAAAAUGCGUGUC
This is a messenger RNA of Stylophora pistillata, 1071 nucleotides long. RefSeq lists its product as uncharacterized. Gene Ontology annotation, cellular component: cytosol. Lineage: Eukaryota; Metazoa; Cnidaria; Anthozoa; Scleractinia; Pocilloporidae. The record is from RefSeq and is a predicted model, not a curated record. Gene Ontology annotation, biological process: regulation of lipid biosynthetic process.